Molecule: messenger RNA, 650 nt
Organism: Pecten maximus
Lineage: Eukaryota; Metazoa; Mollusca; Bivalvia; Pectinida; Pectinidae
Exons: 5
Coding region: 1-612 (203 amino acids)
Source: RefSeq, a predicted model, not a curated record
AUGCGUGAAGUAGUGCAUCAAAGCGAAUCUCAGUUGAAGAAGGCAAUAGCGGAGGCUGAGGAGAGAGCUGUAGAACGGACUCACAAUGAAGUCAUUCAGGUACAGAAUCAGUCGAAUAUCCGUACAACUACAAAAGGCGACGGUCCAAACCUGAUUGGCAAAAAUCCAAAAGUCGUAUACAAUAUCAAUAUCAUAGCAACGCCUGAUAACGAUACUGGCUUGUGUAGAGAUGAACUAACUCCAGAUACCAUAGCAACAUCUGAGCACGAUACUGGUUCACGUAGAGAUGAACCAGACCCAGAUACCAUAGCAACAUCUGAACCGACUCCAGAGAGAAAGAUGUCAGACGCUGUGGCAGUUUUAGACUGCGGAGAAGGAGCUGUAGAACGGACUCACAAUGAAGUCAUCCAGGUACAGAAUCAGUCGAAUAUCCGCACAACUACAAAAGGCGAAGGUCCAAAUCUGAUUGGCGAAAAUCCAAAAGUCGUAUACAAUAUCAAUAAAGAUGGUUCUGAAGCAGCGCAGGCUAUAGGCGUCGCAAAACAAGAAAUAAUUGAAGCAGUUCGACAUGAGGGAUCUGAAUUGAAGCAGGCAGGAAGUUGGUUCCUCUAAAAAAAGACAAAUCAAACGUGUUCAAAAGUUCAGACAAA